Sycon ciliatum is the source of this 4935-nucleotide messenger RNA. RefSeq lists its product as uncharacterized. The coding region runs from base 1 to 4935 and encodes 1644 amino acids. Gene Ontology annotation, biological process: DNA integration. The record is from RefSeq and is a predicted model, not a curated record. Gene Ontology annotation, molecular function: nucleic acid binding. NCBI's taxonomy places the organism in Eukaryota, Metazoa, Porifera, Calcarea, Leucosolenida, Sycettidae. The transcript has a single exon.
AUGACUGAGACACUCUCACUCAACCCUGGAGCAGUGCCGUUCCAACCAGCGAAGCAAACACUGUUGCCUGGACCUCAGCUGGCACUGCCUGGACACCAGAUGGCAUCGCCUGGAUUCAUGCCAUGGAACUCGCCUUAUGCUGUUACCAGUCACCUGAAGGCGUUAGAGCUCCCCAAGUUUGAUGGGAAGGUGAAAAGCUACCUGAAGUGGCGGCAGCGUUUCCUUCGGCUGAUUGACGACAGUUACGCGAUGUCGGAGAACCACAAGCUUGCGCAUCUGAGGGAGGCCCUUGCUGAUGGUUCUGCAGAAGAGCUGAUUGCUGAUGUCUUGGAUGGACCUGGCGCAUAUAAAGCAAUCAUGGCCGAGUUGGAACGCUGGUACGGUGGCCAAGACCGAGAGCUGAACAACCAGGAAAGAGAGCUCAUGGAGUGGCCAGUCUUGACCAAUGAGCGUGACGUCAGCCAGCUGAAAAAGUUCGCCAUUCGGCUCCGCAAUACCCUGCUUAACAUGGAAGCAGUCCAGGUGCAGCCAGGCAGAGAGUUAUACCUGGCGCUAACCCGGAAGAUUCCUCGACGGCUCCUGGCACGCUACUUCAAUCGUUAUGAUGAUUCCAGCUGUGACAUACAGGCAUUCUCGCAAUUCCUAAUAACACACGUCCAGAAGCAGAUGCGUGUUGAGGAACGAAUUGGCCUGGGAGACCGCCCACCAGUAUCACUGCAGCCCAAGGAGCACCAGAACAAGAGUAAUCGGCCGUUGCCCAGCAGGCAAUAUGGAGUCAGGGAGCGCGCGUUUAUCUCCAGUCCUGGGACUCCACGAUCAAGCGACUCGUCACAGCCUGGGCCGAAACGUAACUUGGUCGCUUCUAGCAGCCGCAGCAACUCCAGAAAAGAGCAAGCUGCCUCAGAGCAAAGACAGCAUGCAGACAACAGCCAUGCCUGUGGUAAGUGCGAGGGUGCACACCAUAUUGCAGAUUGUGGCGAAUUCAAGAGUCUGCCCGUGCAAAAGAGAAAUGACACGAUCCGGAACCUACGGCUAUGCGUCAACUGCCUGGGAAAUGGGCACUGGGCACAAGACUGCAUGGCAGCGGUGUGCCGAGAGUGUCAAGGCAAGCAUCAUCAUUUACUGCACCGUGAACGACAAGGCAGUUUUACACCAUCACCACCAACGCGAAAAGAGGCUAGCCACCAUGUGAACAGCGAAUCCCAGCCAGCCAAUGACGACGAGGCCGGCUUGACCUCAUUCAUGACGAUACCGGUGAGGGUCGCUAAUGGAACAGUGACUGCCACAGCCAACGUCCUUCUUGACUCUGGAUCAACAUGCAGCUUUGUCACAGAGAGGCUUGCACACCGACUACGGCUGCGAGGAGAGCGCAAGCCAGUGCAUGUUGGUGUGCUAGGCGGUCAAGUUCUCUCAGGCGAGCGAGAGGUGGUGUCUCUGUCCCUUCAUCAAUAUGACAGCCAGGAGAUAUCAGAAGUUGAGGCAUAUGUGCUGCCAAAGAUCACAAGCGACGUGCACGUUGCUGAUUGGAGCCGUCUGCGUCACCAGUGGCCACAUCUAGCAGACAUUGAUUUCCCUGCUGCAAGCAAUCAACGCGCCAUCGACAUCCUAAUCGGGCUAAAUUCAGCAGCACUGCACAGUGCACAGGAAGAACGGAUUGGCAAGGCAGGUGAGCCCAUUGCAAGGCGCACACCCUUGGGAUGGGUCUGUUUCGGUUCAGCCAUACAAGACAGCUCUGUCCAGCACACCCAUCAUGCCCUGGAACUAACACAGACAGGUCUCGACUCGCUUGUCCGUAACUUCUGGGACUUGGAAGCGGUCGGCAUGCAACCGUCUGCUGAGAGCUACCUGUCACCUGACGAACGCCAUGCUGAGGAAAUGACUCGACAGCAGCUAGGGUACGCAGAUGGUCGAUUCGUUGUCGGUAUUCCCUGGCAGAAUGGAGCGCGUCCUCAGAUCACGAGCAACCGAGUGCAGGCCGAGGAUCGGCUGCGUUCGCUACUGAGGUCUCUAGAGAGAAGACCAACCGUUCAGAUUCGCUAUGCAAAGGUGCUAGAGGAGUACCUACAGAAGGCGUACAUUCAGGAGCUGACAUCUGAUCAAGUCCAGCAAUGUGGCCGUGAGCAAUGGUUUCUGCCGCACUUCGCAGUAGUCCGCGAAGACAAGGCUACAACUAAGGUCCGUGUUGUGUUUGAUGCUGCAGCUCGCUUCAACGGCACGUCCAUCAAUGAACACAUGUACGCUGGGCCGCGACUGCAGAAUGAUCUCGUCACAGUACUGAUCCGGUUCUGCAUGCACCCCGUGGCACUGAUUGCUGAUGUGUCGGAGAUGUUCCUUCAGGUGUCACUACAGCCUGAAGAUCGCAGAUAUCACCGAUUUCUUUGGAAGACCGGGGACGGAGUCAAGGCCUAUGAGUUCACCAGGUUGGCGUUUGGCAUCCGUGCAUCGCCAUACCUAGCAGGCAGAGCUUUGUUGGAGACGGCCGAGCGUUUCGGAGCGAACUACGACCCAGCAGUCAGUGACACAGUUCGCAAGGCAUUCUACGUCGACGACAUGUUGAAGUCCUUGCCUGACGACCAGAAAGCAAUGCGUCUUCGGUCUCAGCUACAAGACCUCCUGAAGAAAGGCGGCUUCCAUCUCCGGAAGUGGUUGAGCAACAGUGAAGCAGUGAUGGAAUCAAUUCCACCGGAGCACCGCGCGCCGGCCACGUCUAAGUCCAUAACGGCACAAGAGUCGUCUGGACAGCCCUCACAAAAGGCACUGGGCGUAACGUGGAUGGUCAGCGAAGAUUAUUUCACGUUUCACUAUCAGGAACCCACAUCCGCUGCGUGCACGAAGCGCACCGUCCUCAGUCGCAUGGCAUCACUGUUUGACCCCAGAGGGCAACUAGCACCAUUCACCAUCAGGAGCAAGUUGUUGUUCCAGGAACUAUGUCUUGCGGGGCUCGGCUGGGACGACCCACUGCCUGAAGAGACGGUGGUAGCUUGGCAAGAAUGGUUUGCUGAGAUGCCUAAGCUAACACAGCUACGCAUUGAUCGCUGUUUUCAAGAUAGCACAACGUCGAUGGGUCUGAGUGUGCACACGUUCACCGACGCAUCAGAACGGGCCUACGCCGCUGCGUCAUACGUCCGAGCAGAGCGACCAGAUGGUACAGCGAAGGUUACCCUGGUGAUGGCCAAGGCAAGACCAGCACCGAUCAAGCGUCGAUCCAUUCCGAUGCUAGAGCUGCAGGGAGCGGUCCUGGGUGUGCGUCUUGGGACGUACGUUAGCGAAGCUCUUGGUGUGAGAGCAGCCGACAGCCACUACUGGAGCGAUUCCAUGAAUGUCCAAUAUUGGAUUCGAUCACCCAGCCGAAAGUUCAAGCUGGAAGUCGGCAACCGGAUAUCGGAGAUCCAACAGCAGUCUAUGGCACGGAACUGGCGUCAUGUUCCCGGAGUCAGAAAUCCAGCGGAUCUCCCCACCCGUGGGAUGACAGUCACACAGCUGGCAGACGAGAGCAGGUGGUGGCAUGGACCAACGUUUCUGGCACAGCAACAGAGCGAAUGGCCAGAUCGCAGGAUAGCUGUGCCGAAGGAGCUACCACAAAUGCUCAAGACUCCUGAAAUCACGAUGACGGCAAUGAUGUCACCACCGUUGCGGCUAAGUCCAAACAACUAUUCCUCGUGGAGCCGUCUUGUGCGGGUCACGGCUUGGUGCAUGCGUGCCAUACACAAUCGCCGCAAGAGCCGACUGCCACAGCUAACGCUCAGCGACGCCCGUGUGAAGAUUGCAAUCAAGAACAGCAAGGAGGUUGCCGUGCCCGAGCUCUCACCAGCUGAGUUUGAAAGAGCGGAGCACUAUUGGAUCAUGCGUGCGCAAGAUGAGAGCUAUGGUGAAGUGACCAGCACGCUGAGAAAAGGGAAGGAGUUGCCAAGCAGUGCCCCUCUUCUCCAGUUGCAACCGCGCAUCGACGAACAGAGUGGAUACCCCGUAUUAAGAGUUAGUGGGAGACUGCGUACGGCUUACCACUUGGCAUCUGAGUUUCGAUCGCCAAUUAUUCUCCCACCUCGACACCGAGUGACAGAGCUGAUCAUUCGGAGAGAGGAUGAGCGAUGCCGAAACAGCAUUGGCACGAAUCACAUCCUGUCCAAUCUCGCCGAUCACUACUGGCUUGUGAAAGGCAAGCAAAUGGUGAAGUCACAUCGGCACCACUGCGUGGGAUGUCAGAAGGUGUGGCGCAAACCAGCCACUCCCAGGAUGGGUCCUCUCCCAGACCUCCGCACGCAAGGACCACUUCUGGCAUUCGCCCGCACCGCUGUGGACUUCGCCGGACCAUUUCUAGUGAAGAGAGGUCGAGGACGUACACAAGAGAAGAGGUAUGUGGCAGUGUUCACGUGUCUGCAAUCUCGAGCGUGUCACUUGGAGCUGGUUACCUCUCUCGACACGACUGGCUUCAAGAUGGCCCUGACGCGAUUCUGCAAGCGUCGCGGCACACCCGAGAUGUUGCUUACUGAUAAUGGAAGCAAUUUUGUUGCGACAGAGCGAGAGCUGAGGGAGGCAGUCGCCCAGCUUGACCAUGCCGACCUCGCAUCGGAGUAUGCAGGCCAAGGGAUUGAGUGGAAAUUCAAUCCGCCUCGUUCUCCUCAUUUCGGCGGCGUGUUCGAACGGAUCGUGCGCUCCAUGAAGCAAGUUCUCCAGACUGUGCUGUACAAGGCUGAUUUAACUGAAGAAGAGCUCCAGACAGUAUUGGUGCAGGCCGAGGCUCUCAUCAACUCGCGGCCAUUGACAACGCUUUCGGAGGAAAGUGAAGACCUGGAGCCGCUAACGCCUUUGCAUUUCUUGGUUGGCCAUUCGAGAGUUGCAACAGCGUUGGAAGCAACCCCGGAGGGGGGUCUGCAUCGUCGCUGGCAGUUGCUUCAGGAUCUGAUGAAGCGCAUUUGGAAGAGGUGGCUCCGCUAG